This is a messenger RNA of Fundulus heteroclitus (mummichog), 1771 nucleotides long. RefSeq names its product PRP31 pre-mRNA processing factor 31 homolog (yeast) (gene prpf31). The transcript is spliced from 14 exons. Lineage: Eukaryota; Metazoa; Chordata; Actinopteri; Cyprinodontiformes; Fundulidae. The record is from RefSeq and is a predicted model, not a curated record. The coding region runs from base 166 to 1692 and encodes 508 amino acids. Gene Ontology annotation, biological process: mRNA splicing, via spliceosome; spliceosomal tri-snRNP complex assembly. Gene Ontology annotation, cellular component: U4 snRNP; U4/U6 x U5 tri-snRNP complex; precatalytic spliceosome.
UGUGACGUAUUUAAUCUGCGACCAGAACGUAGUUGGAGCACCUUUAGCAGACGCAGGAGGAAAUCAGCUAAUAAACAUUCUGGGUUUUCGCUUAAAACAGGCCUUGUUGGUUUAUCGCGCUGCUUUUUAGUCACUAACAUUUUCUCGGACGGAAUUUGAUCCGAGAUGUCUCUGGCUGAUGAGCUCCUGGCUGAUCUGGAGGAAGCUGGAAAUGAGGGAGAAGACGGAUUAUAUCCAGAAGAAGAGGAAGUGGAUAGUGAUGGAGAGAGGACUCAGGGAAGGAUGGAGGGAGGCCUGGAAGAUAUUCCAGAGGAGAUGGAGGUGGAUUACAGUAAAGCCGAGAGUGUUGCAUCCAUUGCCAAGCUCCGCAAUAGCAAACAGUUUUCGGAAAUUAUUGAAAAAAUCUCAGAAUAUAUCGGAAAGCAGCGCAAAAACUCAGAUGUUUCAGGCCCAGUUGAGGCUGACCCAGAGUACAGGCUGAUCGUGGCAGCCAACAACCUCACAGUGGAGAUCGACAACGAGCUCAACAUAAUUCAUAAAUUUACAAGAGACAAAUAUUCCAAGAGGUUUCCCGAGCUUGAGUCUUUGGUGCCAGAUUCUUUGGAUUACAUCCGCACCGUCAAGGAACUGGGAAACAAUCUGGAGAAAUGUAAAAACAACGAAACACUGCAGCAGAUCCUGACCAACGCUACUAUUAUGGUCGUCAGCGUCACAGCGUCAACUACGCAGGGGUCACUGCUGAGUGAGGAUGAACUGAAGCAGCUCGAAGAGGCUUGUGACAUGGCCCUGGAGCUGAACCAGUCCAAACACAGAAUAUAUGAGUACGUGGAGUCCAGAAUGUCAUUCAUAGCCCCCAACCUGUCCAUCAUUGUGGGAGCAUCAACCGCCGCCAAGAUUAUGGGAAUCGCUGGCGGUCUCACUAACCUUUCAAAGAUGCCAGCCUGUAACCUGAUGCUGCUGGGAGCUCAGAGGAGAACCCUGUCUGGCUUCAGCAGCACGUCCCUGCUUCCUCACACAGGCUUCAUCUACCACUGCGACGUGGUGCAGUCGUUGCCACCUGACCUCAGGAGGAAGGCGGCCCGUCUGGUGGCAGCUAAAUGCACCCUGGCUUCACGAGUGGACAGCUUUCAUGAGAGUUCGGAUGGAAAGGUUGGCUAUGAUCUAAAAGAAGAGAUCGAGAGGAAGUUUGACAAAUGGCAGGAGCCGCCGCCGGUGAAGCAGGUCAAACCCCUGCCGGCGCCGCUGGACGGACAGAGGAAGAAGAGAGGAGGAAGAAGGUAUCGAAAGAUGAAGGAGCGACUCGGGCUGACUGAGAUCAGGAAGCACGCCAACAGAAUGACCUUUGCAGAGAUUGAAGACGAUGCUUAUCAGGAGGAUCUGGGCUUCAGUCUGGGUCAGCUGGGAAAGAGCGGCAGCGGCCGAGUCAGGCAGGCUCAGGUCAACGAGGCCACCAAGGCGAGGAUAUCCAAGUCCCUGCAGAGGACGCUGCAGAAGCAGAGCAUGACGUACGGCGGAAAGUCCACGGUCAGAGAUCGCUCGUCAGGAACCAGCUCCAGCGUGGCUUUCACUCCCCUGCAGGGCCUGGAGAUCGUAAACCCGCAGGCCGCAGAGAAGAAGGUGGCCGAGGCCAACCAGAAAUAUUUCUCCAACAUGGCCGAGUUCCUCAAAGUCAAGAAGGAAUCCAAGAUGUGAACAUAUUUAAUCUGCUGCAAUGUGCUUUACGCUGUUUUUUUUUCUUCCUACAGUUUUAAUAAAACGUUUAGAUUCAUUU